Molecule: messenger RNA, 810 nt
Organism: Penicillium alfredii
Lineage: Eukaryota; Fungi; Ascomycota; Eurotiomycetes; Eurotiales; Aspergillaceae
Exons: 2
Coding region: 1-810 (269 amino acids)
Source: RefSeq, a predicted model, not a curated record
AUGCCUAAACGAAAGGCUGACGCAGUUAUUGAGAGUACCCCCAAGCUUCCGUCGUUGCGGGAUCAAGUCGCUGGUCGUAUUCGUCAGUCGAAUUAUAUUUCGGACAACGGUUUCGUUGCUUCUGUCUCGUGUUCUCAUUGUGCCGAAUCUGGCGAAGAUUGCGUGAUGGAUCGUUCCCGAAGGUAUUCAAAGUGUGCGUCGUGUACUCGUGCUGGUCGUUCCUGCAAGAGGGAAUUCCAUACUGGCGUGGAAUGGGACCUGCUGUCUCGUGCCGAGUCGAAGUUGUCGGCGGAUAUUGAAAGGAGUGAAUCAGAGUUGGAUUUGUUGGAGCCUGAGCUGGGCGAGUUACAAGAUCGUCUCGCAGCGUUGCAUCAACAGGUGUUGGAUAAGCAAAAGCAGUAUCAGGCGACGAUGAGUCGUCAACGUCGUCUGCGGAAACAAAUGGCCUUCUUAAAGCAGAAGGGCUUCAAGAUGUCAGAGCAUGAUGCGGAAUUGUUGGCGAUUCUGGACGAAAAACAAACGUCCCCAGAGCAGGUUGUAUCCCCUGCUCUCGAUCUCCAGCAGUUGGCGGCUACUGCUGAGAAUCCGAAUUUUGAUCAGAUGUGGGAUGAAAUUGUUCGGAUCCCUUCGGUUUCCACUGUGGCGGGUUUUCCCAAUGUAAUGGUCGUGGUUCAAUCCCAUAAUUCAAUUUUCCUUGUCGAUGGGUUGCGCAAUCGUGAUCGUAGCAUCCUAGAACCGCACGGAUGUCGUGUUUUGGGUGUCGUGCGUAGCCUCGACAAGAACAUCGUGGAUGUUCACAUGGACACGUAG